Messenger RNA from Lipotes vexillifer (Yangtze River dolphin), 1347 nucleotides. Lineage: Eukaryota; Metazoa; Chordata; Mammalia; Artiodactyla; Lipotidae. The record is from RefSeq and is a predicted model, not a curated record.
AUGCACGUGGCUCGGGGCGGGGGCCCUCUCCCGUGCUCCAGCUCUGGCCGCACCCAGUCUAGGUGGCCCCUCCCGCCCCUGCACGGUGGCCACCUCUCUUCUGUUGACAGCCCUCGGGCCUUCUCCUUGGAGGAGAUGCUGCUGGUCUGCGGCCCGGGCGUGCUGGCUGAGCCCCCGCUCCGUGCCUUCCCUCACGUGUGCACCACUGGCAUCUUCUCUAGCUUCUCGUCCCUCCUGGAGCGGAUCCCCUGCGUGAACGGACACUCCAGCGUGGGUGCCGGGCCUGCCCUGGGGGCCCCGCGAGGGCAGGACGGAGCUUUGGGGGCCUAUCACCCCACAGGCUCUCUUCCGCCGCUGCUCUCCCGCUGGUGGCUGUGGAAUGGCCCACGACCGCCCCAGGCGCUGGGUUUCCACAACUGGACCGGCUGGGCAUCUACAUCAUCCCUGCUGGCCCCUGCUUGCGUCUGGGAGAGUAUGCCCCCAGCCUCGCCCUCCGCGGGGGCUGCCCACUUCACUGCACAGAAGCUCCUAGCCGGGCUGGAGCUGGGAGCAAGGCCUCCAUCAUCCUGGCCCCUGGCCGCGUGUUUUGGGGGCAGCACUGGCAUCUUCUCUAGCUUCUCGUCCCUCCUGGAGCGGAUCCCCUGCGUGAACGGACACUCCAGCGAAUUUGCAGGCCUCUGUGGGGCUCUUUUCAUUGCGCUGGGGCUCUUGGGGGCGCUGCCUCUUGGCCUGUAUGUGGACCGGACCAAGCAUUUCACUGGAGCUGUCAGGAUCGGCCUCUGCCUGACAUCUCUGGUCUGCAUGGCCUUUGCCCUGGUGUCCCAGCUGGCCGCCACCUGCUCGCUGCUUGGGCUCUGCUUCUCAGCGGCGCCUGUCGCUGUGCAGCUGGCUGCUGAGUGCUUCUUUCCUGUGGGUGAGGGUGGGCCGCGGGCCUGGUCCUUGUGCUGGGGGCCCAUGGUGACCAGAGCAGCGCCCUGCCCUCGGGAUGACUACGGGCAGCCCGGGGGCGUGCUCAGCACGGCGCUGCUGGCCUCCCUGACCUGCGCCGCAUGGAGCUAUCCUUCCCCACCUGCCGGGACGGCCAGGACCCGCCGGCCUGAAGGAGCCUCGGCAGAGCUGGGCCACGGCCCCCCGGAGUCCACGUUGCUGGUGGCCGGCCUGUGCGUCUUUUUCAGCUGCCUUGGGGUGCUCUUCCUGCACACCCCAUACCGGCGCCUGCAGGCCGAGGCCGAUGCAGCCCCUCCGUCCAGGAAGACGUGCGCCCAGCAAGCUCGGCAGCCACCCCCGAGGCCCUGCCGCGGCCCCCCCACCCCCACCGGCCCCAGCAGCCCCUUCUGGAGCCGGUGA